Melopsittacus undulatus (budgerigar) is the source of this 2995-nucleotide messenger RNA. It is a transcript of the gene CCDC62, whose product is annotated as coiled-coil domain containing 62. The record is from RefSeq and is a predicted model, not a curated record. Lineage: Eukaryota; Metazoa; Chordata; Aves; Psittaciformes; Psittaculidae. The transcript is spliced from 13 exons. Bases 262 to 2319 code for a protein of 685 amino acids.
GGUCUGAACUGAGGGUCCCGUUGGUCUGAACGGGGACGUCCCACGGCCCCUCCACAGCCCUGGGCUCCCGUCGGAAGCAGCGGGACCUGACCCCGCCUCGGUCGGUGCUCAACGGCUUGUGUCUGUUACUCCUGCAGCAGCAGCAGCCCCGGCGGGUGACCAUGUCCGUAGACCGGAGGCGGCCUCCAUGCCGAGCGUUGCAGUCAUCGGUACUUACCGGUGUGCACUGAUGCCUGGUAGCUCUCGGGCCCACGGUCCCCUAUGAAUCCAUCGCUGCCACGUUCUGCUUUGCCCCAGCAAAGUAACCCAAGCCUUGAGAACAGCACCAUUGAGAAACAGAGGCAAGAGCUGCAGCUCUUAAUUGCAGAACUGAAAGACCGUGAUAAGGAACUCAAUGACAUGGUUGCAGUGCAUCAGAGACAGCUUCUAGCCUGGGAAGAUGAUCGGCAGAAACUACUGACUUUAGCAGAGCGAUGCAACUUACUAAACAAUGAGCUGAACCAGAGAAAUGAGAUUAUCAAAUCACUGACCCGAAGGUUAAAGUUGUUAGAAUGUCAGGAGAGUGACAGGAAGACAACACUUGAAAGCACACAGCAGAAGUUCAGAGAGCUGUCACAGAAGGUGACAGAUACAGCUGCUCACUGUCAGGAACUGGAGGAGAUAAAUCAAAGUCUUCACUGCUCAGUUUUGGAACUGUCUGCUAAAACAGGCCAGCUACAAGCGAGAGAACAGGAGCUACUUACUAUGCUUAAGCUGAAGGACGAGGCUAUACUUGAAAAACAUGAUCACAUCACUGACUUUACAUCUAAGUUCAAAAAGGUGGAAGGUGCAUUGCAUGCAGCAAGGAUGGAGCAAUUCAGUCUCAACAAAGAAAAGCAAGACCUCAAACUGAGACUAGAAGAACUAGUACUUGAAACAAAUAAGCUGAAAGAUGACCUCUGUGAAAAGGUGAAAGAAAAUCAUAAGCAGCAGGAGGAAAUAAUUCACCUCAAACAGGAAAACGGCUGCUUGAGGAACGAGCUCACAUUUGCUGUUGAGAAGGCAAAGAGACAGGAUCAACUUCUGCAGUUUGCAAAGUCUAAACAAGCACGGACUGACACAGAGCUAUCAAGUCUGCGAAAGAUCUAUGUAAAACAGCAGCGUGACUUGCAGUUUCUUCAUGUCAGUUUGGAGAGCUCUCAGGAAUUCAGGCAAAAGCAUGAAAAGGCAGCACAUGAAAGGAGCAUAGGUAUGGCAUUCUCUGCCCCUGAAAGUAACAGCAAGACAGACACAGCUAGGACUGAGGGAACCCAUGGGAUAUGCGAGGAGUGUGGAACUGCACAAGUUCCAAAAGGCAGCGUGAAACCCACCUCUAAGAUGCGUGAAGUAGAUAAUGGAUUGUUACAGAAUGCAUCAGACAUGGAGGAAACUACCUCAGCAUACUUAAACCAGUGUCCAAAAGUUGUGAAAGUCUUGGCUGACCUUACGGAAGAAGAAAAGCAGGAUGUUGCAUCAAGCUCUGAUGAGCCAGGCAGCCAAGUAUUUUGUGAGGCAAACAACACAGGGCCUUUGAGAAACAAGGAAAUCUCUGAGAAUGAGGUGGAAAUCAGAGACCAACAAACCUUUGAGUCAUCUUCGCCUGAGCAGGAGCAUUGGCUUAAUGUCAGUUCUUGUGUAGAUUUGCAAAGUACUUUUAUCCAGAGCACAGUCACAUCUGCCCAAAGUGUUAAUGAAAAUGAAACCUGGGAAGAGAGAACUGGAAUUCUGUUUUACCAGAAAAGCAGAGAGACUCCUGCUGCAGUGCACAAGCCUGAAUCUGAUUCCAGUACCAAUAAGUUCUUCAUCAAAAAAGAUGCUUUGUGGAAGCCAGUAUCAGAUCCAGAAUGGCUGAAGAUUUUCAAACCCAUAAAAGGAGAUGGAAAUGUAUGGCAUGGAGAAGAUUGCAGCUGUCUCAGGACUGCACAAGAGAUGAAAUAUGCCUGCUCAAAAAGUGGAGAAAACGUGGAUCUGAACUCUUUUCACCUGGAUUCUCCCUGCUUGACAUCCACCCAGAAAGGAGACAGGCCUCAAAGGUGUGACAAGUUCUGUGAUGAGGAAUUCCCUCUGGAGAUCAAUAGCUUUCCAGACACCAGUUCUCCCAUAAGUAAGCUGCAGCAUGUGCUGACUGAGUCCCGACAGAUGGUUGCUGAUCUGGAGCUUAGCACUCUCCUCCAGGCGAGCCCUCACUGCAGUGCAAACAGCAGUGACAUUAACACGACAACAGAACUUGCAGAAGGUCUUCAUGGAACCCAGUUAUCUGCUGCAGAAGAAAGAGAUGCUAAGCUCCCAUUUUCUCUAUGAUGUCCUGCGAGUAUGAAGAUGAAGACCUUUCCAACACAGAAUUAACCUGGAGACCUGGAGAUCACCAACCCAUCAGCGACGGUGGAAAGUUACCUCAUUAUUUUUCCAUGCUCUUUGGAGUGAAAGCCUCCCAAGGAGAUGUGGGGAUAUGUUUUAUCUUGAAAUAAAACACAGACUAACGCCAAGCUCAACAAAACUGUGUUUAUAGCAGAGAGCUCAGGUUAAACACAGGCUGGGUUUGAAGAAUCUCAAGUGCGUAAUUGUUCUAACACAGGAACUAUUUUUCUUACUCUUUUUUUUAUAGUGGCUCAGACAUAUUUAUAGCCUAUGACACAGCCAAAUGUUCCUUUUUUAUAGCUGAUUGUUUUAGCUCUGGACUUGUGGCCACAUAGAGGGAAAUGAAUAAUGUUUAGAGGAAGUUCCCAAUUAGGGCUGUAGCCAGGAACUGCUCCUGUGUGGUUGAAACAGGAGAGUUGUCACCCAUGAGAUGGGCACAGCAACACUUCCAUUGGGCACUGCUUGUUCUGCCAGGAGCUUGUGACAAGAUGAGGUGUGUCCAGUGUGGUGGGACUGGGGUUUUGGCCUUAAACUGGUUUUUAAUCCUUGGCUAUGGGGCAAGAUGUAUUCCUUGACCACAAUAUGAACUUGUUUUAUAACUAAAAGCCAAUGGAGGUGA